This is a messenger RNA of Danio rerio (zebrafish), 1797 nucleotides long. It is a transcript of the gene caspb, whose product is annotated as caspase b. Gene Ontology annotation, cellular component: cytoplasm; canonical inflammasome complex. Gene Ontology annotation, molecular function: cysteine-type peptidase activity; cysteine-type endopeptidase activity. The record is from RefSeq and is marked provisional. NCBI's taxonomy places the organism in Eukaryota, Metazoa, Chordata, Actinopteri, Cypriniformes, Danionidae. Gene Ontology annotation, biological process: proteolysis.
AGUCACAAGAACACUCUUCAAGCAGCAUUGACAGAAAAUGGAGGAUAUUACCCAGCUGCUGUCUGAUGUGCUCGAGGAUCUUGUGGAGUCAGAGCUCAAACAGUUCACCAGGCAGCUGUGGAUCGGUGUGAAACCAGGCGUCGAACCCAUUCCUCGGGGAAAGCUGGAGAAUAAGGACCGUCAGGAUGUGGUGGACAGCAUGGUUCAGCAGUACAGCGAGGAUGCCGGGACAAUCACAGUACAGACACUGCGCAAAAUCAAGCAGAACGAACGUGCAAAGCGGCUCGAGUCCAAUCUGCUGAAAGUUCAGUCGCAGGGGCAAGAAAAUAAGCAAAACUCUGAAGAACCGCAGCCCAUCCCGCAGAUCAUCUCGCAGCCCAUCCAGCAGAUCAUCUCGCAGCCCAUCAACAAUGCCGGGUCUGAGGAUCUCCAACCCAUCCAGGCUGACUGGCAGAGACCACGGCAGAUCAUUCCCUGCAGUCAAGAGACUAAAAACACACUUCUUAAAGCACACGGAGACGAUAUUUACACACCGAGGAGCGGGACUCAAAGGAAAGGCUUGGCUCUGUUGAUCACCAACAUACAAUUCGCCAAUACACAACACAACCGAAACGGAGCGGACAGAGACGAGGAGAACGCGGAGUGGCUGCUGAGAUCUCUGGGCUUCGCAGUUAUAAAAUACAGAAAUCUCAGUGGAAAAGACAUCAGGAGAGCAGUCGAGAAUUUCUCUAAACGUCGUGAACAUGAAGACGCAGACAGCACCUUUAUCGUCAUCAUGUCUCACGGGACUAGAAUUGACAAUAAAGAUGCCAUUGUAGGUGUCAGUGACGACGUCUACUUUAUUGAAGAAACUUUCUCCCAUCUGAACUCUGUGAACUGUCCGGCUCUGAUCGACAAACCCAAGGUUAUCCUGAUUCAGGCCUGCAGAGGAGGACAAUCCAGUGGCGUGCUUGCUCAAGAUUCUGUGUUUGCAUCGGACUCGUGGGUGCACAUGGAGAAAGACUUUGUCUGUUUUAUGUCCACCAUGCCUAAUACUUUCGCAUACAGGAAUCCAAUCGAGGGAAGUUUUUUUAUCAGCUACAUAGUGGAUGUGUUCUGUUCGUCAGCCCACAGGGAUGACAUUAUGGAGCUGUUUAGGAAGGUCACCUUGCGUAUGGAGAAAGAUCAACGUUUCCAAGGUCAGGCGAAACUCUUGCCGUGCAUUGAAAGGACGUCCAUUUCAAAGAGGUUCUACCUGUUUCCUGGACUGUGAAGACAUGAAGAGUAAACCUGCUUCAGAGGGAAACAGCACAGGUGAUCAGAGUAAAACAUGUACAUCACCAUGCUGAAGGCCCUUUUUACCUCAAUACAAGUCAUUAAUAAAAACACAGGUAUUAUCAGAUUUUAUAUUAACAUACUCAUCUUUGGAAAGGUCUUAGAAGACAAUGAUUAUUCAAUCUACUGUAAACACUGUAAUGAGGGGCGUUCUCUAUUCAUCUGGGGUGUUUUCUUAUUCUUUUCUUUAGUCAUUCGUCAUGUAAUCAUUUUUAUUACAUUUAACAGAAAUUAAUUCAACCAUAUUAUCGAUUCAUUUAAUGAUCAGUAAUGGUAUAGCAUGUGUUAUCUUUCACUGUGUUAUGAUCGGCUGAUUGUGUGGUUUCCAGGGGAUCAGUCUGAAAUCUGUAGGAAAAUUACUGUACUUCAAGGUGUUAAUGGUUCUUUACUCUGUUGUUAAACAGUUUAUUUUUAUUGCUUGGGCUUUAAUAUCACUGGAUGGAUCUGUCCUUGUCUGCUCAUUCAGUAAACUGGUAAAUCAAA